CAGUGAUUUUUUUUUUUUAAAUCUUUCGCAGAUAAACUUUUUUUUUAAUUUAUUUAAUAUUGUUCUUACCAGCUUUCACGACUAGUUAACCAUAGUUUUUCUUCAGUGGUAUUGAAGGCAAACGGGAUUUGGAAAUCUCCUGGAGUCUUGCGUGGAGCUUGGGGAGGGGGGCCGGGGGGGUUUGGGCUCCCGGUGAAUCCGCAGUGAUUUGCUUCGCUGGAGUUUCGGUGCACGGGCUGCACUGACUCUCCCUGCUCCGCCGGCACAGGGGGUCUGCACGCCAGGUCCCUCUGAACACAAGGCAUCACCGGCUGGGUGAAGGGCAGAAUUAUCCCCAUGGCCCAAAGGUUUUCCUGCAUAAAGUAAAACCCUCGGGGGAAUAAAUCAGCGGUGCUUAUUUAAACAGACCGCAACUUGAAGAAAAUACUCGCGUUUUUGGAAUAUCCUUUGCCAUCCGCCAGUCGCGUUUCCUACGUCGUUUGAAAACAUCGAUAAGUAAUUUUUAUAAGUGAUCGCUUUUCCGCACGGCUCUGCGAGCUUAGCGUUGAGCCUUUGAUGUCGGGUGAGGUGGGUUCCUCUGCUUCUGCCUGCUUUGGUGAACUGUCUAAAAACGCUGUGCCUUUCUCCCUGCCUUCUCCGUUUUUCAGAUGUGCCCUACUUUGGAUAUUCCUGCAUUGAAUGUCUGAGGAGCUCCAGCCGAUCCUGAGCCAUGUCGCAGAUGUUGCACAUAGAGAUUCCCAACUUCGGGAACACCGUUCUGGGCUGCCUGAACGAGCAGCGGCUGCUGGGGCUGUACUGCGAUGUCUCCAUCGUGGUGAAGGGCCAAGCCUUCAAGGCACACCGGGCGGUCCUGGCCGCCAGCAGCCUCUACUUCCGAGACUUGUUCAGUGGGAACAGCAAAAACGCCUUUGAGCUGCCGGGUACCGUCCCCCCCGCUUGCUUCCAGCAGAUCCUCUCCUUCUGCUACACCGGGAAGCUGACCAUGGCGGCGAGCGAGCAGCUGGUGGUGAUGUACACGGCGGGCUUCCUGCAGAUCCAGCACAUCGUGGAGAAAGGGACGGACUUGAUGUUCAAGGUCAGCUCUCCCCACUGUGACUCUCAGACCACCAUGAUCGAAGACCCCAGCUCGGAGCCGCAGAGCCCCUGCAACCAGCUGCAGUCGGCCUCGGCGCCCUAUGUCAUGUCCCCCUCCAUGCCCAUCCCGCUCCUCACGCGUGUCAAACACGAGAACCUGGAGCUGCAGGCAGCUGCCCUCUCCGGCCUGCCCGGCAAGCGGCCCCUCGAGCCCGGCACCCGCGAGGGGGCUGGCGGCGGCGGCCCCAACACGGGACCCCUGAAGCUCUCCCGCGUCUCCUACUAUGGGAUGCCCAACCUGGCCACUCUCAUCCCCAACGUCCAGCAGGUCCAGUACUCACAGGGGGAGCGGACGAGCCCCAGCGCCAGCAGCAUUCCCACCACUGACAGCCCCACCUCCUACCACAAUGAGGAGGACGAGGAGGACGACGAGGCAUAUGACACCAUGGUGGAGGAGCAGUAUGGGCAGAUGUACAUCAAAUCCUCCGGAGGCUACUCUGUUGCUCAAGAGAAGCCAGAGCAGAUCCCACUGGAGAACCGUUCCUGUGUCCUCAUACGACGGGAUCUAGUUGCUCUCCCAGCCAGUCUUAUCAGUCAAAUCGGAUACCGUUGCCACCCAAAACUCUACUCGGAGGGAGAUCCUGGAGAGAAACUUGAGCUUGUUGCAGGCUCAGGUGUUUACAUCACCCGGGGGCAGCUGAUGAAUUGCCACCUCUGUGCCGGUGUCAAACACAAGGUCCUUCUGAGACGUCUUCUGGCCACCUUCUUUGAUCGGAACACACUUGCCAACAGCUGCGGAACUGGAAUCCGGUCCUCCACGAGCGAUCCCAGCAGGAAGCCCCUGGACAGCAGGGUUCUUAAUGCAGUCAAAUUGUAUUGUCAGAAUUUUGCCCCGAGCUUUAAGGAAAGCGAGAUGAAUGUUAUAGCAGCCGAUAUGUGCACCAACGCCCGCCGGGUCCGCAAACGCUGGCUGCCGAAGAUUAAGUCCAUGCUGCCAGAAGGGAUGGAGAUGUACCGCACAGUCAUGGGCUCCACCACAAACAGUGUCCCCCUGGAUCCUGAAUUCCAGCCCAACACUGCUCAGGUCUUUGAGCAGCGAAUCUAUGCAGAAAGGAGGAGCGAUUCAGGAACUAUAGUAGCCUUGAGAACUAACACGGUGAACGUAGAGCUAAGCAAUGGAUCCAACCAGUCCUUUGAACAGAGCGAGGAUGCCGAAGGGGCUGGCUCUGUGAUACAGGAGGCAGCUGCCACAGAUGCUAUGGCAUCGGAUACCCAAAGCACUCCGCAACCUUUUGAACAAGGUUCGGGUUCCUCCAGCCGGCCUGAAACUCCCGUGAGAAGACAAGAUGGUACUUACGGAGGGACUUUAUAAAGAGAGCAAACAUUUCAUGACCUAUAAGGGAUCUGUAAUACUAAAGCUGCUUGCAUGCAUUACUAAUACAAAACAAAAAAUGUGAUCAAGCCACUUACCUACUGAACUGCUACUGUUGCCUGAAAAAAAUGUGAUUUUUAUUCUGCUUGUAUUUAAAAUUUAUGAAGGAAAUAAUCGCAUUCGUUAUACUGUAAACGACUAGGUCUGUGGUGACCUACUUAAAAAAAAAUAUUGGGCUCCUUUUUUGAUAUUCCUGAGGUUAGUCUAUAAGAUUGUAGCUUUUUCUUUCUUUUUUCCUUUUUUUUUAUUUUAUUUUAUUUUAAGAAGGGGAGGAGAAAAGCUAGCCACCCCCCCAACCACCACCACCCCCCCCGUCAUCACCACCCCAUCCAUUACUCAGCUCAGAACUAAAGCCAUCGUUAACCUUGUCCUCUAAAGAAAGUUUUACCGUCACUUAACAGGAAAGCAAGGUGUGUUAGGGUACAAGUGCUGUGACUGGUGAUGUUUGUCUCUAGCAGGAGGGCUCUAGCCAAGUGGGACAGGGUGGGGGAAAUCGUUAAAGGCUUCUGGUGUCGGAGGGAGCCCCUCGCCGUGGGUGCUGGCGGGCAGGGUGCUGCAGGGCAGGGUGCUGCGGUGCCCAGCCACGGCCGGAGGCUGGCGGGGACUUGGUGCCGUUGUCUCGGGGAGUUUUAUCCAGUUCCUGGGAGCAGGGAUGGUUCCGCGGGAGUUCAGGCUUGCACGUGUUGGAAGGACUGCGUGGGAUGCAGGUGGAGACCCUGGCCAGUGUUGUGGUUGUUGUCGGGUUUUUUCCCAAUACGGCUGGGUUUGGGGUUUGGUGUCUCUCUCUCUCCCUCCCAGCUCCUCCUUUUCAUUUGUUUCUCCUUGCUUGCACCUUCAUGUCACCCGCUUGUUGGGUGAACGGGCUCGUGCACCCCACUGCACCCCACGGCAGCAGGGUGUGCGGGCAGGCGGGCCAAGUCCUGGGGCCACCUCCCCCCCUCAGCCGCCGGCGAAGGGCUUUGCAGAGGAAUCUGAGCAUGGAAAGCACAUUGUUCCUGCUCCAAAGGGCAUGGAACUGGGAGCUCUUGGUGGUGGCUCCCAGCAGCAUCCGCACUGGAGCGUGGGGCAACCGCCAGCGCAUGGGGCUCGCCUGCUGCACCCUCCCCUCCUCCCCCGGCCAACCAGCCUCUCACUUUUUAUUAAUUUGGAGUCUAUUGGAUGCAAAAAAACUAAGGAAAAAAAAAACAUUAGUUUUGUGCCCUUCUGUGAAGAGGUUUUGGGGAGGAGGAAGCAUUUCUCCCCUUGCUCAUCCUCCAGACAGGCCCUUUUGGGGAAAAGCCCAAUGUUGAGUUAUUUGUCUGUUGUUGUUGUUGAAAGCUGAUGUCCCCAGGCUGUGUUGGCUUUCAGGGAUCCCCCGCCGUAACCGUGAUCCUUCCCGCUGACCAGGCCCUCACAGGGCGCUGGGCUGCAGCUUCGCCCUGGCUGCAGGGGGAUGCUGGGCACCCACCGGGAUGCUGAGGCCGGGGUGUCCCCAAGGGAUGGGGACAGUGCGUGAAAGCCGCGUAUGGCUUUUUUUUUUCCUUUUCUUUUUUAAUUAUUGAUUUUACUGUGACUGAAGGGCCUGCUUUAAUAUUUGCAGCUUGUUCUUUAACACGUUUGGGACUAUGAACAAGUGCAAGGUGCACAGAGUCACUUUUGAAGGCUACUGUGGCUGUGCUCUUCUUUCCUGCUUUGGUUCCUGAAUCCAGACAGUGCUUUUUGCUCAGGGUUUUCUUCCUUCUUUGUAUUUCCACUGGGAAAGGGAGAGCGGGGAGAGGAUAACCCAACUUUUGGCUGUUUUGUUUUCUUUGAUACUUGAAGCAGUUUUUCGCAUUGGAGUAACAAAGCUGCCUGGCACUUCACCUGUUCCACUGCUCCUUGCCCUGAGAAAAAAAAAUAAAAUUGAUGAUGGGGUGGUUUCUGCCUCACAUCUUGCACAGCUUGUCUUGGGCGGACUACGGUGCCCCGGAGCGGGUGCACUGCUGGCAGCGGUGGCAUGGGGCUGGCGUGGGUGGUGGCAUGAUGAGCUGGUGCGGAGGUGUGCGAUGCUUUGGAGUAGUGGGGACGAGCGCAGCCGGCGGCUCUAUUUGCACUUUACCCAGAUCAGCAAACAAAACUCAUGCUCUUGGUGAAGCCUGGAGCUGGUGCCGCUUCUUCCCAGCCCGGCAGCACCGCGGGAGGAUGCUCCUUCUGUGCGGUGAUGCCCGGCAGUGCUUGCUGUGCUGGGGGGCAUAUGGCCAGAGGAGAAGUGUGAGCAGGGGAUGUACCAGGGACCACAGGGCUGAGCUUGGGGUGGGCUUCUUCCCCAGCCACCCCCAAGGAGAAGGAGCAGUCCGGUUCCUUGGCCCUGGGGCUGUCCCCAUCCCCCUGGGAGCAGCUGCUGGGGGACCAGCUCUUGGGCAGCUCGGCUGGGUUGGUGGGGCUCAGGGGGUCAGUUUUGGCUGAGGACCCCCCCAGCCCCCUGUUGCCUCCCCAAAACUUUGGGGUUGCCCAAACUUUGAGGCAAGCUGGGAGCGGAUCUGGGUGUCGGAGAUCAAAAGUUGUCCCUUCUGUGUGUGUCUGUGCGCAUAUUAUAUAUAUAUAUAUGUAUGUGUGUAUAUAUAUAUAAUAAAAGAUAUCACAAAGGAUUCCUCCUCCUUUUUGGCGCUUGCUGGGGUUUGGUGAGCGUGCCGAGCCCUCCCGCCGGGAUUUGAUGUUGGCUGUAGGGAUGAAUUUGGACCAAACCCGCACCCAGACAGACGGCCCUGCCAGGCCGGGGGGGGCAGCAGCAGCAGUACUUGAAUGGCUUAGGACAGAGAGUCUGGAGAGAGUCAAGUUGCACAGUGAAAAUAUAUAUUUUUAUACCUAGCACAACUUCCUGUAUAUUUUGGGGGUUUUUUCUUUCUUUUUUUUUUCUUUCCUUUUUUUUUUUUUUAAUUUGGGUUUGUUUGUUUAAUUAAUUAUUAUUACUAGGAAGGCAAACUUCUAAAAUGUGAAGGGCGUUGGGUUUUUCCUUAUCUGGUAGAUGAGGGCAAGCAUUUUGCACUAAUGUUUCCUGUGUGUGGAGGAUUAAUGAUAUGUUUGAAAAUGUUAUAUGGUGAUGAUUGUAUUCUUCCGGGGAAAAAAAAAAAAAAAACCAACAAAAAAAGUAACCCCUUUCAAAUACUGAAUGUAAGGUGAGAACAGAGCAGUCCAUCGAUUGUAUGCGGCUUUCCUGAGUGCCUUAGAAUUUUUUGAUCAUUUUUUCCAAGGAAAACAGAUUAAGAAGAUCAGAUCAUAACCGACUCCUUCCUCCUCUUUGUUUACGACACUAUUUUAAAUUAUAGAAUUUGGGGCUGCUUUAUAAUGUGAAUAGGAAACUGCAUUCAUCUAGGUCUGACAGUGUAAAAUCAAAGCAUCAGUAUUUAUGGUAUGUCUGCACCUUUAUUCUUAUGCUUGACUAUUAGCAAUAUUACAUGUAUAUUAUAUAUCUAAAAUUAUACCAAGCACCUUUAAAGAAAAUGGAGUGUAAGCAUACAAGUUACCUGCAGCUGCCAUAUAGUGUAGAAGCCAGCCCCUCUCCUCCUCGUUAGCGCCAAUUAGCACCGCUGUCCCCAGAGCUGCUGCUUUGCAGAAGGGCUGCAUGACCUUCUGCCGCUCCCCAGUGCCGCGGGUCCAGCUUUGGCCAGGGGUCGCGGUGAGCCCCCCCCCCAAAGCCAAGCCCCGGUGACGUUCCCGUGCUGGUUCAGUGGCGGUGAUGCCGGCGCGGGCGGGAGCUGCCCGCGGAGGGGGUUUGGGAGGAGGGAUGGUGCCAGCGGUGCCAGAAGAUGGGGAGCGGGGUCCUUUUUGCCACCUUGAUCGUUUAAUUCUUCUAACUGUGGUUUCACCCUAGAGAGCCCACCCGGGGGGACUGGGGGGUGCAGGGUCGGUGGUGGGGAGCCUGGCCGCGGGUGGCACACACUGGGGCUCCCCUCCUCUGGCUGGGCGAGGGGUUCAACCCGCCCCGGCCCCCCAAAACUGGAAUUGCCCAGGGCUGAACCGGUGUUUGAGGGAGCAGAGCAUCCUAAAAAACCGAGCCCUUCACCACCAGGGUUUUGCUCAGAUCGCUUGUUUUUCUGGAAAUAGCUCGCCACCAGUAGGGAAGGGCCACUGGGCAACGGGGCCAAACCCCGGCCCCCUGCCUGACAGUAGAUCCCCACCGCCACAUUCCCAGUCCCCAGCCAUCUCGGGCUUCAACUGCUGUUCAUGUUGCUCCUGCUCCCUGAAUCGGUCGUGCUGUGAGCAAGCGAGCCCCGAGCACAGGGAGGGGGGGUGGGAGGCGAGCGGGGGUCCCCCCAGCCCCGCUGGCCCACGGGGGGGCUGACGUCUAACGCACUCACAUUGGAAACCCCUCAACUCCUCCUAUGAGUUUCUUCCACUGUUAAGCAUUUUGCACACAAAAUUGUGAUUUUUACGUCAAGGUAAAAGCCAAAACUUGCAAUACUAUUUUUAGCAGACAGAAAAAAAAGAAAAAAAAAAAAGAAAAAAAAAAAAGAAAUUAUAAAUAAAUAAAUAAAAAACAA
Messenger RNA from Falco peregrinus (peregrine falcon), 7005 nucleotides. It is a transcript of the gene NACC2, whose product is annotated as NACC family member 2. Gene Ontology annotation, biological process: regulation of transcription by RNA polymerase II. Bases 710 to 2446 code for a protein of 578 amino acids. The record is from RefSeq and is a predicted model, not a curated record. Gene Ontology annotation, molecular function: DNA-binding transcription factor activity, RNA polymerase II-specific; protein binding; RNA polymerase II cis-regulatory region sequence-specific DNA binding. The transcript is spliced from 6 exons. Lineage: Eukaryota; Metazoa; Chordata; Aves; Falconiformes; Falconidae.